Messenger RNA from Somion occarium, 794 nucleotides. Lineage: Eukaryota; Fungi; Basidiomycota; Agaricomycetes; Polyporales; Cerrenaceae. The record is from the annotation of a GenBank genome assembly.
GUUCGGUUCUCUCCGAUCACCUUACGAAUGUUUCCUAGACUUUCGAUCAUCUGCAUCAGGCUCAGUCUCCCUACACUUUCACGACGACUUACUGGGCCCAACAACGCUCGUUUUCUGACGUUUCAUACGUUUAAUCACACCUUCGCCCACAUUUUCAAGAAUGGCUGGCCUUAGCACAUUUAGACAAGCUCUCUCGCUAUCGACCAAACCACAUAUCAUGGCACGCCAAACAUCGACUUUCAGGCUCUCGUCUACACAUCCUCUAUUAUGGCGCAACUCACGGCUUGCACAGAAGAGACUAAUAUCAUGGACUACACCAAGAUCCAAUUCCUCCAAUUCUCCGCUUGCUUCGAAUGAACCGAAACCGAAGACAAAACUCUCCUUCCAAGCCGAGCCACGACUUCAAAUUUCCUUCACAUGCACCGUUAAGGAUUGUGACACACGGUCUACCCAUGAGUUCACGAAGCGGAGUUAUACAAGUGGCAUUGUCAUUGUCGAAUGCCCCGGCUGUAAGAAUCGACACUUAAUUGCCGAUCAUAUAGGAUGGUUCAAAGAGAGCACGCAGGAUGGCAGGUUGAAGACAGUAGAGGACCUUGUCCAAGCGAAAGGCGAGAAAGUCAAACGCGGACGAGUAGAUGGGUCAGGUGUCAUUGAGUAUUCACCAGAAUAGCUUUGCUUCCCAGGACCCCGGUGUAGGGUAAAGCUGUCGUGUGUAUGAUUAGGGUGGGCAGAGGGUCUGAGAGGUGAUGAUGCCGUAGACAAUACAUUUUGAAUAAUAUAAUGCAUGGAUGGAU